This is a messenger RNA of Neoarius graeffei (lesser salmon catfish), 1357 nucleotides long. RefSeq names its product deoxyhypusine hydroxylase/monooxygenase (gene dohh). Bases 187 to 1110 code for a protein of 307 amino acids. The record is from RefSeq and is a predicted model, not a curated record. The transcript is spliced from 6 exons. Gene Ontology annotation, biological process: peptidyl-hypusine biosynthetic process. Gene Ontology annotation, molecular function: deoxyhypusine monooxygenase activity. Lineage: Eukaryota; Metazoa; Chordata; Actinopteri; Siluriformes; Ariidae.
UCUAUGAAGUAACGAAUAAAAACUCUUCCUUCCUGAAAUGACAGCAUGGGGAAAUGGAUGUUGACGCACGUUAGUGGAUAAUUUAUGUUAUUCUCACCAGGUCUGCAGGAGCUGUGUAUCUCUCUCUUUCAACUGACCUCCAUCUUUAAAGUGUAAACACCUCCUUAUUCCUCAACCUCCAGUGUCAUGGCGAGCAAUCAGGACGUAGUGGCAGUCGGACGCAUCCUCGUGGAUACCCAGCAGGAGCUUCCCGCUCGUUUUCGGGCUCUGUUCACGCUUCGGAAUCUGGGCGGAGCCGAGGCGGUGAGCUGGAUCAGCGAGGGUUUUUCAGACGAGUCGGCGCUUCUGAAGCACGAGCUGGCCUACUGCCUGGGGCAAAUGCAGGACGAGAGCGCCAUUCCGGUCCUGGAGACGGUGCUGAAAGACACCGAGCAGGAACCGAUGGUCAGGCACGAAGCAGGUGAAGCUUUAGGAGCCAUCGGGAAUCCAAAAGUGUUGGAUUUACUCAAACAGUACUCAAAGGACCCAGUCGUUGAGGUGGCAGAGACGUGUCAGCUGGCCGUCAGGAGGCUGGAGUGGCUGAUGAGUCGUGGUGACGCUGCUGAGAAAGCCGAGAGUACAGACAGUAACCCUUACUGCUCAGUGGACCCCGCUCCUCCGGCGCAGAGGAAGAACGUUCCUGAGCUCCGGACGCAGCUGCUGGAUGAGAACCUGCCCCUGUUUGAGCGCUACAGAGCCAUGUUUGCUCUCAGGAACCUCGGCAGUGAGGAGGCCGUGCUCGCUCUGGGAGAUGGCCUGCAGUGCAGCAGCGCUUUAUUCCGUCACGAGAUCGGCUACGUGUUGGGACAGAUGCAGCACGAGGCGAGCAUCCCUCACCUGCGCGCCGCUCUGGAGAACAAGGCCGAGAACGCCAUGGUGAGGCACGAGUGCGCCGAGGCGCUGGGAUCCAUCGGGCAGGACGCGUGUCUGUCCAUCCUGCAGAGAUACCGCGAGGACAGCGACCGCGUGGUGAAGGAGAGCUGCGAGGUGGCGCUGGACAUGCUGGAGUAUGAGAACAGCGCGCAGUUCCAGUACGCAGAUGGACUGCUCCAAGUAAACGCUGCUCAGUGAUGCUGAACUGUUUAGGACUACUACUACUACUUUUAUUAUUAUUAUUAUUAUUCACUGUCAUACCACAUAGCGUUCUCAUAAAGACAGGAUCAGCUUUUUCAGACAAAAUAACCAUCAAAUAAAUGUUUUUAAAUCUGUAUUUGUGCAUUUUCUGGGUGAGACAUGACAUUGUUGUGAAGUUAACAAAACAAACAAAAGGUUUUCCACCAGAUUUUUAUGCAAAUCAUUAAACUGGAAGUUUCAACAA